UAAUCGAGGGACAACUAUAUAAAAAGAACAAAACAGAACCACAUAGACCAUUAAAGGUUGUCAAAGAAAAUGAAAUCAACAUUAUUUUGUAUAAUUUACACUCAGACCCGCUGGCCAGACAUUUUGCUUUAGAAGAAACCUACAGGAGA
This is a messenger RNA of Funneliformis geosporum, 149 nucleotides long. The record is from the annotation of a GenBank genome assembly. NCBI's taxonomy places the organism in Eukaryota, Fungi, Glomeromycota, Glomeromycetes, Glomerales, Glomeraceae.